AUGCUUCCCGUCCAGCUUGCACUCGUCGGCCUCCUCAGCCUCGUCGCCGACGCGGCCAGCAUCCCCAUGAGUCCCCGGGCCGCCGUGUCCCCCAACCCGCUCAACGUCCUGGACCGCCGGGGCUUCUUCGUCCGGUGCCCUCACUCGGGCACGCCUACCUACUGCCUCCCUGCCUCGGCGUCCUGCAAAAAGGGCAAAUACGUCACGAAUGCGUUCAAGCAAACCGAGUGCACCACGACCUGGGCCUGCUUCUGCGACAACGAUACCGUCGACUUCUAG
This is a messenger RNA of Purpureocillium takamizusanense, 279 nucleotides long. RefSeq lists its product as uncharacterized. NCBI's taxonomy places the organism in Eukaryota, Fungi, Ascomycota, Sordariomycetes, Hypocreales, Ophiocordycipitaceae. Bases 1 to 279 code for a protein of 92 amino acids. The record is from RefSeq and is a predicted model, not a curated record. The transcript has a single exon.